AUGGGUGGAAAACCCCCCACGUCGACUAUUUCAGAAUCAACAGUUAGUGGUACUUCAGGUAGACCAGUACCAUUACGUGCUAUGCCAUCAAGACGUCGUAUGGCUCAAAAUUAUUUGGUUAUUUGGGUCGAUGGCAACAUCACUGAAAAUACUGAAGACUGUCGAAAUACACUGGCACAUUUGCGUGCAGUGGUGAGCGAGGCUUUUAUCAUUUCAUCGGGAGCAUUGGGUCAGCGUCUCGUCUCGAACAUUCAUGGCACGACACAAGUGGAUGCAAUUUACAUGUUCUUUGGCAACAAGGAGUAUCAUGAAUCAUGGACAAAGGAAUGGCCCAAGAUUCGAGGUGUUUUUACCUCAAUUAAACCAAUAUGUGAAUCGUUCAAAAAGGUCACCCGUGAAUGUGAUCAUGAUUCAAUUCCUAUGAGCUUCGUUCCGAAACAAAUGAUCACAGAAGGGGCAACAGGCUUGGAUCAAAACAAUCUUGAUCAAUUACCGCCAUCAUACAUGUACUCGGUGAUUUUCCAGGAUAUCCUAUUAGAAAUAGAUGACGAUGACGCUAAAUCUAUGAAAGCUUUAGUAAACUUUUGCCACCAACAAAAUAUUCCUGAAAAAGAAAUAAAUGAAUUUAAGCGGAACUACCACCAGGAAUCUCCCGUCAUGUGGUAUACAAAAGUUCUUUAUGAUAUGUUUAAUCGUGGGUUACGAUUGCUUGAUAUGGAAGCGAUGGCGAAAUUAGGCUUUUUUAUUCGAAGUUUACAUCUACAACUGAAAGAAUUUCACCAGGAACAAUCAGCGAAUUUCCAAAAAGCGCUCAUUAUUUAUCGUGGUCAAUGGCUCAAUCAACAAGACUCUCAGAGUCUAAUGCAUUCAAAAGGUGAACUCCUUUCAUUUAACAACUUCUUAUCAACUAGCAAGAAAAAAGGAGUGGCAACAGCAUUUGUUGAUGGGGUCCAAAAGAGACAUCAAGAUACUGUUGGUGCUAUUUUUAUCAUGGCAAUAGAUCCAAGUAAAAUAUCAACUUCAAUCACUCCAUUUGCUAUGAUUGAUGAGCGCAGUUCUCUUUCACAAAAAAUAGUUUUUACAAUGCACACUGUUUUUCGUGUUAUUGAAAUUAAAUAG
Molecule: messenger RNA, 1119 nt
Organism: Rotaria socialis
Lineage: Eukaryota; Metazoa; Rotifera; Eurotatoria; Philodinida; Philodinidae
Source: the annotation of a GenBank genome assembly